AUGGCUACGGUUGGAAUUGUCUUUACCAACAAGGCCAUAUUCUCUGACCCUACUCUUCGACGUUGUCAAUUCUCGUUCGCCUCGUUUCAUUUCCUUGUAACAUGGCUUACCCUGCAUGUCUUGGCAAAAUCUCCUCUGAGUCUCUUCGCCCCUCGCCGAGCAGCCACGAGACAGAUGAUACCCUUGGCUAUGGCCAUGUGCUUCAAUGUCAUCCUUCCCAAUAUGUCCCUGGCCUACUCAUCGGUAAUGUUCUAUCAGCUUGUCCGUAUCCUGGUGACACCAGCUGUCGCUCUCAUGAAUCUCUUGCUCUACAGAGAAAUAUUACCGUUACCAGCGGUGUUUGCUCUCGUCCCGGUCUGCGUUGGAGUAGGACUGUUUACUUACUCUGAUUCAUCAAGAACGUUUGAUGGAGUAGUCAGCCAGACAUCUACACUGGGCGUUGUCUUUGCAUUUACAGGUGUUUUCGCGUCGGCUCUGUACACCAUUUGGAUUGCGAGUCAUCAUCGGAAGCUUCAAAUGUCGAGCAUGCAACUCUUAUAUAACCAAGCCCCAAUCGCCUCCUUAUUGCUUCUCUACGUCAUUCCAUUCCUCGAUGUAUUUCCAGAUCAGAGGACAGUCCCCAUCGAUCGAUGGCUCAUGAUAGCCUUGUCCGGAGUCCUCGCUUCUCUGAUCAACAUUUCUCAGUUCUACAUCGUUGCGCAGACAGGCCCUGUGUCUAGUACUGUCGUUGGCCAUGUCAAGUCUUGUACCAUCGUGGCAAUGGGUUGGGCCCUGUCAGGGAGGGACAUCAAUGAAAAGAGUGUGGCGGGAGUGUUCAUCGCCGUGGGAGGCAUUAUUGUGUGGGUUUAA
Messenger RNA from Fusarium keratoplasticum, 849 nucleotides. Its product is annotated as TPT domain-containing protein. Lineage: Eukaryota; Fungi; Ascomycota; Sordariomycetes; Hypocreales; Nectriaceae. Gene Ontology annotation, molecular function: antiporter activity. Gene Ontology annotation, cellular component: Golgi apparatus. The record is from RefSeq and is a predicted model, not a curated record. Bases 1 to 849 code for a protein of 282 amino acids. The transcript is spliced from 3 exons.